This is a messenger RNA of Cokeromyces recurvatus, 2942 nucleotides long. RefSeq names its product Sec23/Sec24 trunk domain-containing protein. Gene Ontology annotation, biological process: COPII-coated vesicle cargo loading; endoplasmic reticulum to Golgi vesicle-mediated transport; intracellular protein transport. The record is from RefSeq and is a predicted model, not a curated record. Gene Ontology annotation, molecular function: zinc ion binding; SNARE binding. Lineage: Eukaryota; Fungi; Mucoromycota; Mucoromycetes; Mucorales; Mucoraceae. The transcript has 6 exons. Bases 138 to 2894 code for a protein of 918 amino acids. Gene Ontology annotation, cellular component: COPII vesicle coat; endoplasmic reticulum exit site.
AAAAAGCUCUAGUAAUUGAUUUCAUUAUAAAAACGUGGUAUCUUUUGAAGAAAAUGUAACACAUGUGACGGAGAUAGAAAAAAAAAUAUCAAUGAAUAGAUUAAGUUCGCGUUGUUCUUUUUCUUUUCAUCUUGGGAAUGAUGAACUACAACAACCAUACCAGUCCUUCUUAUAAUGUCCCAUCACAACCUUCUCCAUCAUCUCCUUUAAAUACACAACAGUUUUCUCCUCAGAUGGAAUCAAAAAGAACAAAGCGACAUUAUCCUCGUUUGCAGGCACAGGAAAUUCCUACAGUCUCAUCUAAUCUCGGGUAUCCUCAACCUUCUUUUCAACAAGCAAUGCCGCCUUUCCAGCAAGCAAUGCCACCUUUCCAACAACAGAAUACUUUAGUUCAACCUCAAAAUCCUUCUUACCAGCAGCCACAAGUAAUGUCCAGUUUUAUUGCCUCCAAUUCUUUUCAACAACAACUACAGCCACAACCAAGCACUUUUGAAAACGGUUAUAAUCAAGCUCUUAAUGGUAUAGAAAACAUCAGCAUUAAUCAACAACCAUCCUUAAGACAAGAUGUUCCACUUGUUGGUCAACCUCCUCUUAUUCAAGACCUGCAUCAAGAAAUAAGUUUACCUCAAAUUCCUCCUAAUUUUACAGCAACAGGCUCCCCUUCUGCACAGGUCAAUGCACAUUUUAAUUAUGCUACCGUAAAUUCCUUCCCAUAUUCCAACUCUUUACACAAAAAAUCAAAAGUACCAUUAGCUUUAAUUUUACAACCUUAUCUUCAGUCUGAUGCGGAAAAGAUAAAUGUGCCUGUUGUACCUGAUACAGUAGUAACUCGUUGUACACGUUGUAAGACAUAUAUUAAUCCUUUUGUCCAAUUUACAACUGGUGCAUUAAAAUGGAAAUGCAAUAUGUGUGAUAUGGAAAAUGAUGUACCUCAGGCUUUUGAUUGGGAUAUUAUUAACCAACAAAAGACAGACCGAUAUAGUCGAGCAGAAUUAAACUAUGGAUGUGUUGAUUUCAUUGCUCCUGCUGAAUAUAUCGUUCGCCCACCUCAACCCCCUGUUUACGUCUUUGUCAUUGAUACCUCGUUUCAAGCAGCACAGACAGGCAUGAUUCAUGUAGUUGCAGAUGCUAUCUUAAAUGCUUUAGAUAAGAUUCCUAAUGAGGAUGGUCGUGCCAAAGUUGGGUUUAUUACAGUAGAUAAUGCUGUUGGGUUCUAUAAACUGUUAUCAUCUGAUAACGAGCCCGAAAUUUUAGUUGUAGGUGAUUUACAAGAUAUGUAUUUACCAAGAGCUGCAUCCGAGUUAAUUGUUAACUUGGUGGAAAGCCGAGCUACAAUAGAGAAUUUAUUAACAAAAAUGAAGACAAUGUAUUCCAAUUCACAUUCACCAUCUAAUUGUUUAGGUUCUGCUUUACAAGCUGCUCGAAAAUUAUUGUCACCCACAGGUGGCAAGAUUAUUUGCUUCCAAGCAAGUAUUCCUAAUGUAGGUGAAGGUAUAAUCAAAGCCAAAGCAGAUGGAGGAAAAUCUGUAGUCGAUAUACCACUUAUGACAGCCUCUAAUGGUUUCUACAAAACAUUUGCUGGUGAAUGUACAAAGUUACAAAUUUGUGCAGAUAUGUUUAUCUUUGGUGGAAAUCAAUCAUCCGAUGUAGCUACACUGAAUGUGAUUCCUCGAUUUACAGGUGGACAGACGCAUUUCUUCCCAGGAUUUAAUGCAGCUACACAUCCUGAAGACUGUUUAAAACUUAAGGAAGAGGUAGUAUCACUCUUAUCUGAGGAAGUUGGAUUAGAGGCUGUUAUGCGUACCCGUUGCUCUCAGGGUAUAGUGUGUCAUGCCUUCUUUGGUAAUUGUACUACUCGUAUUCCAGAUAUCAUGGCCUUACCGAACGUGCCUCGCGAUCAAUCUUAUUGUAUUGAAUUAGCUAUUGAAGAAGAGAUCAAAUCAAACUUUGUUUAUUUCCAGACCGCACUUUUAUAUACUACUUGUUUUGGUGAACGUCGUAUUCGUGUUAUGAAUUUAUGUCUUCCAGUUACAAAGAGUAUUUCAGAAUUAUAUGCCUCCGUUAAUCAAGUUGCUUUAGCUAGAACACUUUGUCAUCAAGCUUUGGAUAAGGGAGCCAAUAGUAAACUACGUGAUGCACGAGAUUAUUUGUCUAAAUCAACUAUUGAUAUCUUUGUAGCCUACAGUAAGGAAGUCAUGGGUAUUAGUUCAGCGAAUGCACAAUUAACAGUCUGUCGCCCCUUGAGUCUUCUACCUCUUUUGAUAUUGGGAAUAUUAAAAUCGGAAGCAUUUAAUGAUGCUCCUAUUUUAGCCGAUACUCGAUCACAGUCAGCUAUCUUGCUGCGAACUUUACCGACUCGUGUAUGGACUCGUUACGUUCAUCCAAACUUUUAUUCCCUUCAUAAUAUGCCACAGAUGGCGGGUAUCUUGGAUAACCAAACUGGACAAAUCACAAUGCCGCCCGAGACUCAUCUAUCAAGUGAAAAAUUAGAGACACAUGGUUGUUAUUUGUUAGAAAAUGGACAAGCCAUCUAUAUAUGGAUUGGAAAAAAUGCAGUACCUCAACUAUGUAAAGAUUUGCUAGGUGUUGCUUCUAUAGCAGAUGUGAAAUCUGGACAGAUCAUUAUGUUACCUCGUAUCAAGUCAGCAAUUUCAGAGAGAGUAUCCAAUAUAAUCCAGUAUUUACAAACUAAGCGUAAAAUCACUUAUUAUCCAACAAUUUAUAUUGUUAAAGAAGAUGGUGAUCCUUUACUUCGUAGUCGUUUCUUAAACCAUUUAUUAGAAGAUCGUCAACCUACAGGACCCAAUACUGCUGGAGCAAAUCAACAAAAUGUUAGCUCUGGAAUGAGUUAUUUCCAAUGGUUAGGAUACGUUAGAUCAAAAUGUCAAUCAUAAAUAAAUAUAUACAUAUAUACAUUUAAUGUGUGUAGAAUUAAUAUUUUA